UUCGAAUCGCUUUUUCUUAGAGUUUCCGAAUAACAUUAUAUUAUUGACAUAAAAAUAACCUAACUGUAAUUUUUAGUGGUCCUGUCCAAAGAAUAUAUAAUUAUAAAUCAUUGCUGGUCACUAGAGCAGUUUCUAAGUCAAACAAAGUAGAAUUUAGAAGUUUUAAAUAUAACAUAAUCAUUUAUCAAACUUCCCAUUUAUAUCAUUCAUAACAGCUAAAGUACAAGAUAAAAGUAUACUGCCUGUUUUCUAACUUAGCACACCGACUUUAUUGUUUGAAUUGUACCUGGUAUACCUAUAUAAAGAUGUCAUUUCCUGAUAAGCAACAGAGAAAAUUAUGUUGGGAUUCGCGAGACAAAUAUUGGGAAUGCUUAGAUGAACACAAUGUUAUUGAUAGUUCUGAAAAACCCAAAGCAUGUAUAGAAUUUAGGAAAAUGUUUGAAAAUUCAUGUCCAUCCAAAUGGGUAACCCAUUUUGAUCGAAAGAGGGACUAUAACAUAUUUAAAGAAAAAAUGCAAAAUGAGGGAUUUGAACCUAUUAAGGAAACAUAAUAUUAUUUUGUUGUUUUUGACAAAAUCUUUGUAAAUAUAGCUUAGUAAAUUGUUUAUUUAAAUUA
Messenger RNA from Leptidea sinapis, 616 nucleotides. Its product is annotated as cytochrome c oxidase assembly factor 6 homolog. Gene Ontology annotation, biological process: respiratory chain complex IV assembly. Bases 306 to 551 code for a protein of 81 amino acids. Gene Ontology annotation, cellular component: mitochondrion; respiratory chain complex IV. The record is from RefSeq and is a predicted model, not a curated record. The transcript has 2 exons. Lineage: Eukaryota; Metazoa; Arthropoda; Insecta; Lepidoptera; Pieridae.